GAACCUGCAUACCCAGAAAAACCCUCCAUUCUCCUAUCUCCAACCAUGAACAUCUUCAGAUUCGCCGGCGACAUGACUCACCUCAUCAGCAUCCUCGUCCUCCUACUCAAAAUCUACGCCACCAAAACCUGCUCAGGGAUUUCGCUCAAGACGCAGGAGCUGUACGCGCUGGUGUUCGUGACGCGGUACCUGGACCUGUUCACCGACUUUAUAUCCGUCUACAACACCAUCAUGAAGCUGGUCUUCAUCGGGAGCACAUUGGCCAUCGUCUGGUGCAUGCGGUGGCACCGCGUCGUGAGGCGGUCCUACGACCGCGAGCUCGACACGUUCCGCCACUACUUCCUUGUUGCCGCCUGCUUCGCCCUCGCCCUCGUCCUGCACGAGAAGUUCACGUUCCAAGAGGUCUUCUGGGCCUUUUCAAUAUACUUGGAGGCAGUUGCAAUUCUUCCCCAAUUGGUUUUACUCCAAAGAAGUGGAAACGUGGAUAAUUUGACCGGCCAAUAUAUUUUCUUUCUUGGGGCCUAUCGUGCGUUCUACAUCCUCAAUUGGAUCUACCGCUAUUUCACAGAGCAGCAUUUCAGUCGUUGGAUAGCUUGCAUCUCUGGUCUCGUACAGACGGCUCUAUAUGCAGACUUCUUCUACUAUUAUUUUCUCAGCUGGAAGAACAAUGCUACGCUUAAGUUGCCAGCUUGAACUAGGGCCAUCAUGACAUUAUAGUCGACACUUGUUGAGAUGAAUUACUCUUGUAAUGCUGAGACCUGUACACCUAUGUGCAUGAAUCCAGUUAUCGGAAAAAUCAUGCGCGAAACCACUUAACAUAAAAAUGAUACAGUUUUUCCAUGGUGUUGAACUGAGGAAAAUCCCCACACGUUGGCACGGGAGAAGGAAUUAAUGUUUGGGUGGGUGGAUCAAACACCCGGGUUCACUCGAGGGUUUUGUUUGUAUGUGUUGCAACCUUCAUUUGACGUGUAGAGUGAUUUUGUAAAGCUGAAGAAGGGCCAGUUCAUCUAAUUUCAUGCAUGCUUUAGUACAGAUACAAAGCAUCCAGAGGAGUGUUUUCUUGCACCAAACCAUUUUGUGGUUCAUUCUGGGACCUAACUUAUUUUUUGAAAUAACUGUUAUGGUACUGGAUAUUACUUGAUUUCAUGAAAUGUAUCCCAGUAUUGAACUAA
Messenger RNA from Rhododendron vialii, 1172 nucleotides. RefSeq names its product ER lumen protein-retaining receptor A. Gene Ontology annotation, biological process: endoplasmic reticulum to Golgi vesicle-mediated transport; protein retention in ER lumen. The record is from RefSeq and is a predicted model, not a curated record. The transcript has 6 exons. Gene Ontology annotation, cellular component: cis-Golgi network; membrane; endoplasmic reticulum. Gene Ontology annotation, molecular function: ER lumen protein retrieval receptor activity. Bases 46 to 693 code for a protein of 215 amino acids. NCBI's taxonomy places the organism in Eukaryota, Viridiplantae, Streptophyta, Magnoliopsida, Ericales, Ericaceae.